Hordeum vulgare subsp. vulgare (domesticated barley) is the source of this 1487-nucleotide messenger RNA. RefSeq names its product transcription termination factor MTERF8, chloroplastic-like. The transcript has a single exon. Gene Ontology annotation, molecular function: double-stranded DNA binding. Gene Ontology annotation, biological process: chloroplast organization; regulation of DNA-templated transcription. Lineage: Eukaryota; Viridiplantae; Streptophyta; Magnoliopsida; Poales; Poaceae. Bases 81 to 1253 code for a protein of 390 amino acids. The record is from RefSeq and is a predicted model, not a curated record. Gene Ontology annotation, cellular component: chloroplast.
UUGCUUGUCUAAAAAAAACAAACUUGCAAAUCCCAUCGGAAAUAUCUUCCUUGCUGCCGGCCGCCGCCGCCGCCUGCGCCAUGCUCCGUCUCCGGCAGCGUUUCUUUGCCCAUAUCAUCUCCUCCUCCACCUCCACCUCCACCUCCGCCAUCUCCCCUCUCCACCGGCUCGUCUCGGCAGCGGCAGCCGCCGCCCCCGUUUCCCCAAACCCCGGUGGCUUCGCCGUGGAGGAGUACCUCGUCGACGCCUGCGGCCUCACCCGACCUCAAGCCCUCAAGGCCUCCAAGAAGCUCUCCCACCUCAAGUCCCCCGCCAAGCCCGACGCCGUCCUCGCCUUCCUCUCCGGCCUCGGCCUCUCCGGCGCCGAUGCCGCCGCCGUCGUCGCCAAAGACCCGCUUUUCCUCUGCACCGGCGUGGAGAGAACCCUGGUCCCCGUCGUCGACGGGCUCACGGGCCUCGGUCUGUCUAGUCCUGACAUCGCCCGCCUCGUCUCCCUCACCCCCGCCCGCUUCCGCUCCAGAUCCGUCGUCUCCAAGAUGCACUACCACCUGCCCCUCUUCGGCUCCCUGGACAACAUCCUCCGCGCGCUCCGGCGCGCAACCUACCUUCUCUCGUCGGACCUGGACAAGGUGAUCAAUCCCAAUGUCGUGUUCCUGCGGGAGUGCGGGCUAGCUGAUUGCGAUAUUGCCAAGCUGUGCUACCGUGUGCCCAGGAUCCUGACCACCAACCCCGAGCAUGUCCGGCCGAUGGCGGCAUGGGCCGAAAGAUUAGGGAUUCCCAGGGGCUCUGGUAUGUUCAGCGAAGCGCUGCACGCUGUCGCAUUCUUCAGCGAGGAGAAGAUUGCUGACAAAGUGGAUUUUUUGAAGAAGACAAUCAAAUGGUCUGAUACUGAGGUGGCCAUUGCUGUGUCUAAGGCUCCAAUGUUGCUGAGGAAGUCUAAAGACAUGCUUAGCCGCAGGUCCGAGUUCUUGAUGUCUGAACUGGGGUUGGAACCGGCCUACAUUGCUCGUCGGCCGGUGAUACUCUAUUAUAGCCUGGAGGGCCGGCUCAGGCCUCGAUACUAUGUUUUAAAGUUUCUCAAGGAAAAUGGAUUGGACGAUCGAGACAGGAGCUUCUAUAAUGUGGUCACGAAGGCCGAGAAGGAUUUCGUGGAGAAGUUCAUAUGCCCUCACAAGGAAGCUGCACCACACCUCGCUGAAGACUAUGCAGCCGCUUGCAAAGGGGAGGUGCCAGCUAAUUUCAGAUUUACUUGAACCAAAAGUGGGCAAGGAAAUUGGUUAGUAUGUAUCACGCAACAAAGUUUUCACUCUGCAUUAGUAAGCUGGUAGUUCCUGGUUUGGUGUUCUUUGCCAAACUAGAUUGUCGGUUAUUUUCUGUAGUAUGCCUGUUACAUGCCGGUUUGGUCAUUGCUAAAUGCUAACUCGUAUGAAACUGAUAAUUCUAUUCCUGGGCCCUGAUAUGUUGAUGCUGUCAUUCUUUAGAGAAAA